AAAAGGAAACCCACGCAUCGCGAGCGCACGCGAGGCCCAAACCCUAGGGUAGAAUUCUCCGAGCAGUACGGAUGGCGACGGCGACGGCGAAGGCUUCGGCCCCGGCGGCGGCGGCGGGGAGGGCGGCCGGGACGCCGUCCAAGUCCGCCUCCCGAGCGCGGCUCUCGCACGCCUCGGAGAACGCACACCCCAACAUCCCAGGCUCCCCGGCCGCGCCGUCAAAGCCCUUUGCCCCCGCGGGGGAGGCCGGGGCCCCGUCCAGGAACUCCUCCCGCGCGCGGUUCUCGCACGCCUCGGAGAACGCACACCCCAACAUCCUGGGAUCCCCGCCUCCGCCGCCGUCGAAGCCCGCGAAGUCCCCAGCCACCGCGUCCAAGUGUGGCUCCGCAAGGAAGAAGGUCUCCACGCCCGCGCCAGCCCCGCCGCCGCCGCCGCGGGGGAGGCGGUUCCUCGUGGCGAAGAAGGGGGCGCGGAGGAGGUGGAACGGCGCCAGUGGAGGCGGCGGGGGCGGGGGCGAGUUCGACUUCGAGAAGUGCCGGGAGGCCGCCCGGGAAGCUUUGCGCGCGUCCCACGAGGCAUUCUUCCUCAAGGAGCGCGCAGCAUCCGCCGCAGCUGAGGAGCAAUUGCAAAAGGAGGAGAAGGAGGAUGAGAAGUCGGCCGUAGAGGAAUCAAAGAAUGGAUCUUUGGAGGAGGAAGAUGUUGCGGAGUUGGAGGGAAGCAGCAAAGUGAGGGCGUUGAGGACCAGAGUGAUGGCCAAGGCGUUGAGCAGCGUCCCUGAUUCUGGCGCUGGUCGCGUCAAGCACCUUGUGCAGGCCUUCGAGAGCAUGCUCUCCAUCUCCGGAGCCACCUCUGACGCCGAUAGGGCCGGUGAGGGGUCCUGGGCGCUUCCCGGAUUGCAGACAUUGAAGGAGGAAGGCGAGGGCAAUGUAGAGAUGCCGCCGUUGUCCGUGUUCUCGUCUGCUGAGUUCUUGAAUGCAGGGCCGAGCAGGCUCUGUUCUUCACUUGAUGGGAAAAGCGACAGGUUGAGUUGGGACAGCCGGACAUCGGCCGGGGGGCGCAAGAGCAGGCGGAAUUCAUCAGAGUCGUUAAGAAGCAGCUGGAAUAAGAAACUGAAGGUGACAAGCCAGCAUCCAUUCAAGCUGAGAACCGAGCAAAGGGGACGGGCCAAAGAACAGCAGUUUGUUCAAAAAGUAAAGGAGAUGCUUAUGGAGGAAGAGCAGCGACGUAUACACAUUGCGCAAGGACUUCCGUGGACAACAGAUGAGCCUGAGUGCUUGAUAAAGCCACAAGUCAAAGAAGCCACCGAACCUGUUGACCUUGUUCUGCACAGUGAUGUACGAGCAGUUGAACGCGCCGAAUUCGAUCAAUAUGUAUCAGAUAGACUCAAGUUUGCCGAGCAUCUAAGACUGGAGAGGGAGCGGCAGCAGAAACUGGAGGAGGAAGAAAUGAUAAAGCAACUUAGGAAAGAGCUCGUUCCUAAAGCUCAGCCAAUGCCAUACUUUGAUCGUCCAUUCAUUCCAAAAAGGUCUUCAAAACCAGCAACAGUUCCAAAGGAGCCAAAGUUUCAUCCUCGUCCAGAGAAGUUGUCAUGUUACUGUCGACAGCAAUGCAUGGACACUGGAAAGCUGAACUCUUCAUGUCCUCAUGAGCAGCAGGACUGUACUCGCUGAGAAGUCCAGAGCAUGGCCACGCAUGUUCUAGAUGAUUUGAUCUAUCUGAAAUGGAAAGAAAAUCACAUUCAUUUUUGUAUCUUCAGUUAUCCCCAUCAAGUCUUGUUUCUGUACAUGCCUUAUCAGUAGCUCUGUGCUUCAGAUGCAACCACCCUGAGAUUGGGAAGUUGUAGCAGGAAUCUCAACGAGGAAAUUCAAAGAUGAAUUUCUAU
Oryza brachyantha (malo sina) is the source of this 1882-nucleotide messenger RNA. Its product is annotated as MAP7 domain-containing protein 1-like. The transcript is spliced from 8 exons. Lineage: Eukaryota; Viridiplantae; Streptophyta; Magnoliopsida; Poales; Poaceae. Gene Ontology annotation, cellular component: nuclear microtubule; mitotic spindle. Gene Ontology annotation, biological process: regulation of mitotic spindle organization; activation of protein kinase activity; mitotic spindle assembly. The record is from RefSeq and is a predicted model, not a curated record. Gene Ontology annotation, molecular function: protein kinase activator activity; microtubule binding. The coding region runs from base 72 to 1670 and encodes 532 amino acids.